Messenger RNA from Callorhinchus milii (elephant shark), 2600 nucleotides. It is a transcript of the gene sox6, whose product is annotated as SRY-box transcription factor 6. The coding region runs from base 273 to 2579 and encodes 768 amino acids. Gene Ontology annotation, cellular component: nucleus. Gene Ontology annotation, biological process: cell fate commitment; central nervous system development; positive regulation of chondrocyte differentiation. The transcript is spliced from 17 exons. The record is from RefSeq and is a predicted model, not a curated record. NCBI's taxonomy places the organism in Eukaryota, Metazoa, Chordata, Chondrichthyes, Chimaeriformes, Callorhinchidae. Gene Ontology annotation, molecular function: DNA-binding transcription factor activity, RNA polymerase II-specific; RNA polymerase II cis-regulatory region sequence-specific DNA binding.
GGAGGGGGUCAGGCAAAUUGACCUGAGAAGAAUGCCCAAGCCCGUAAAUUAAAAUAAAACGCGCAUCUAAGUGAGAGAGCCAUAAGGAGGCAAUACAAGGCUUUCAGUAUAACAAGUUGGCUUGGCCGGGUCACCCACCUACUGCUGUCAGCGACCAGGGGGCGAACAAAUAUAACAGUAAACCCUUCGCUUGCUGUGCUGGUCCCACGGCGCUGGUGAAAAACGAUUCCCAAUGACUGGGCCUCAGGAGAAGGAAUAUUUUGUGGAGCAGAAUGUCUUCUAAGCAAGCCACCUCUCCAUACGCCUCUGCUACCGAUGGGGAGGAUUCGGGGGUCCAGGAGCGAUUGGUGCGGGAGAGAGAUCGGGAAGAGCUGAGCGAGCAUCACCCAGCCUCACACCUGUCCCUGCACACCUUAAUACUCAACAAACCUCACUCCGAGGAGCUGCUCCCCCCAGGUAGCACCCUCCCACCCGACGCUGACUGGGAAAACAUGGCUGGUGCCCAGCACAGAGCAGACACAGACGGCAGUAAAGUCUGUUCCCUAUACUCCUUCCGCAAUGCAACUACCUCACCACACAAGCCAGACGAUGGGGCUCGUGAACGCAGCGACCUAAUGACCGGGGGGGCUUUUGGGACCCCAGAGCGGCGCAAAGGAAGCCUCGCCGACGUGGUGGACACACUGAAACAGAAGAAACUCGAAGAAAUGACCAAGACCGAGCAAGACGAAUCUUCAUGUGUAGAGAAGUUUCUCUCAAAAGAUUGGAAGGAGAAGAUGGCUGGACUGAACACAGGCGAAAUACUGGGUGAAAUUAAAGGUACGCCGGAAAGCCUGGCUGAGAAGGAGCGCCAGCUCUCCGCCAUGAUCAACCAGCUCAUCAGUUUACGGGAGCAGCUCCUUGCGGCACACGACGAGCAGAAGAAGCUGGCGGCCUCGCAGAUGGAGAAGCAGCGGCAGCAGAUGGAGCUCGCCCGACAACAGCAGGAACAGAUCGCAAGACAACAGCAGCAGUUAUUGCAGCAACAGCACAAAAUCAAUCUUCUCCAGCAACAGAUUCAGCAGGUCCAGGGUCACAUGCCUCCGCUCAUGAUCCCAAUUUUUCCACACGACCAGCGGACGUUGGCAGCGGCUGCCGCAGCCCAGCAGGGCUUCUUGUUCCCCCAAGGAUUAACAUACAAACCAGGUGACAGCUACCCCGUGCAGCUCAUUCCAUCGACAAUGGCAGCUGCUGCAGCGUCUGGCCUCAGCCCGCUACAACUCCAGCAGCUAUAUGCCACUCAGCUGGCCAGCAUGCAGUCAUCGCCCAGCGGAAAGAUCCUGUCCACCCAACAGCCGCCGAAUCCAGCCGGUGGGCUCUCUCCUACGACACUGAAAAACGAAAAGCGCGGGAACAGUCCCGUGACUCAUGUCAAGGACGAAACUGCCCAGCCGCUCAACCUUUCAGCCAGGCCCAAGACUUCAGAAUGUGUCCGAUCGCCCACAUCGCCGACACAGAACCUUUUCCACACAAAUAAGUGCAGCCCGAUCAACCUACUCAACAAAGGCAGCAUCCCCAGCCCGUUGGGUGGGGCCCCAGGAAGAGGAUCAUCAUUAGACAUCCUCUCUACCCUGAAUUCCACCGCAUUCCUCGGUGACCAGGAUGCAGUGAUGAAGGCCAUCCAGGAGGCGAGGAAGAUGAGGGAGCAGCUUCAGCGGGAGCAGCAGCUGCAACAGGCAGGUCUCGACGGUAAAAUGUCAUCCGUGAACAACCUGGGAAUGAACUGCACGGGCAGCAAGGAGAGGAUGUCUUUCGAGAACCUUACGCACCAGCUGACGGGGAAAACGGGGGAAGACGGGAAGAUGGGUCCAGGGGUCAUUGACCUCACCAGGCCAGAGGAUGCAGAAGGAAGCACUGCGGUGACAGAGGCACGCGUUUACAGGGAAACCAGGGGGCGCAACAACAAUGAGCCACAUAUCAAAAGACCAAUGAAUGCUUUCAUGGUGUGGGCGAAGGACGAACGCAGGAAGAUACUGCAAGCAUUCCCAGACAUGCAUAACUCCAACAUCAGCAAAAUCUUGGGAUCUCGUUGGAAAUCCAUGUCCAAUCAGGAGAAGCAGCCAUAUUACGAGGAGCAGGCCAGGCUCAGCAAGAUGCACCUGGAGAAAUACCCCAACUACAAGUACAAGCCCAGACCGAAGCGCACCUGCAUUGUGGACGGCAAGAAGCUGCGCAUUGGCGAGUACAAGCAGCUGAUGCGGAAUCGGAGGCAGGAGAUGAGGCAGUUCUUCACUGUGGGGCAACAGCCUCAGCUUCCAAUCACCACGACAGCGGGUGUAGUGUAUCCCGGUGCUAUCAGCAUGGCCACCACUGCAGCAUCACCCCAGCUGACCUCCGAGUGUUCCAGCGAGUCGGGAAGCCCGGAGCCGAGUAUUCCGGUCAUCCAGAGCACUUACAGCAUGAAGGCGGAGAGCAGCAGUCUGGCAGUCAGCGAGAUGAUGAAUGGGGAGGACGAAGUGGAUAUGUACGAGGACUUUGAGGACGAUCAGAAAUCAGACUAUAGCAGUGACAAUGAGAACCAGGAGACCAUCAGUGCAAACUGAGGAGCCCUCCCCCCCACCUCC